Messenger RNA from Cutaneotrichosporon oleaginosum, 1050 nucleotides. Lineage: Eukaryota; Fungi; Basidiomycota; Tremellomycetes; Trichosporonales; Trichosporonaceae. The record is from RefSeq and is a predicted model, not a curated record.
UAUCGAUCUGUAUCUAUCCCUCCCACACUCCGCAUCUAUCCCAUGCCCAAAGUUGUCCAAGCUCUCCUCAUAGACCUCAACGGCACCCUGCACGUCGGGAGCACGCCGACGCCUCGCGCUGUCGCGGCGCUGGAGCGCCUGCGCGCCGCGCGCGUCCCCUUCGUCCUGUGCUCGAACAACACCCGCGAGUCCGAGACGCGCCUCCUCUCAACGCUGGGCGGCAUGGGCCUGCGCGCAGCCCCGCACGAGCUCAUGACCUCUCUCGGCGCAUGCCGGGCGCUGGUCGAGAAACGAGGGUUGACACCAUUCCUCCUCUUGGCGCCCGACGCGCUCGACGAGUUCAAGGCGCUCCCCGCGCACCCGCCGGCCGAGUGCGAUGCCGUCGUCAUCGGCCUACACCCCCCCGGGUUCGGGUAUGAGAACUUGAACACGGCGUUCCGGAUUUUGAAGCAGGAGCCGGUGGGCCCGGUGGACCCGGCGGAAGGACGUACGGCGGCGUCGAGCGCCGCCGUGUCGAGACGCCCCUCCCCCUCCCCCUCCCCCUCCCCAAAGGGGAGGAAACCGGUCCUCAUCGCCCCGCACAAGGCGGCGUACUCGCAGGCGAACGCGACCGCCGCGUUCCCCGCCGGCCUGUCGCUCGGCAUCGGGCCGUAUGUCGCUGCGCUCGAGUAUGCGAGCGGCGUCAAGGCCGAGGUGGUGGGCAAGCCGACGCGCGCGUUCUUCGAGCUCGCGCUCGCGCGGUUGCGGAGCGGAGGGUGGGACGGGGAGGACGCGGACGUCGCGAUCGUCGGGGAUGAUGUCGACAACGACUUGGGCGGGGGCGCGAGAGAGCUCGGGCUGCAGCGCAUCCUUGUGCGGACGGGCAAGUACCGUCCUGGGGCGGAAGAGGGGGCACAUCCUCCUAAUGGCGUGUAUGAUUCAUUCGCGGAUUAUGUCGACGUGAUAUUGACAUAGAGUCUAGAGAGGAUGAGCAUAGAGAUAGCUUUGGAGCAUGUAGGCGCAGUGCAGGCAAAGUGUAAUGAUCCAUGCAGAAAUGUACAGUCUAGUUGU